Molecule: messenger RNA, 2398 nt
Organism: Punica granatum (pomegranate)
Lineage: Eukaryota; Viridiplantae; Streptophyta; Magnoliopsida; Myrtales; Lythraceae
Source: RefSeq, a predicted model, not a curated record
CAGGAUGCAUACGAGAAGAGGGACUACAUUGAGAAACUCGUUAAACUACAAGGGCCAAAAAUGCAUAUACAUUCUUCACACGUGACAGAUUCCGGUGCACGUGCAAUUGCCUCCGCGGCGACCGGCCGGGAGAAACUGCCUCCGUUCACGCGGGAAGCUCACUCUGCCACCCGAUCUCCUUCCCUGCAUCUCUAUCUGUAGAUCUUCAAGAACCGCCAUGGCCGACAAGGCGAUUCCUCUCUGAAGCUCCGCAGACCGUACCUAUAGUUAGAGUAUCGAUGACCCCGAAGAGGCGGACCUUGCCUCUCCUCCUCCUUCUCCUCCUCUCCGUCGUCGCCGUCUUCUUCUACGCCCACCUCAACACGACCUCCAUCCCCGUCCCCGCUCGCCGGAACCCUACCUCGGACGUCGCCCUCGGCUCCUCCCCCAGAGGCUUGAGCUUCAGUCUCAUCAUCAAAGUCCUCGCCUUCAACCGCCUCGACUCCCUCUCCCGCUGCCUCCGCUCCCUCGCCGCCGCUGACUACCUCUCCGACACCGUCCACCUCCACGUCUACGUCGACCACUUCUCCCUCGACGACAAAUCUUCCACCACAGAUCAGGAUUUGGAUAACUCCCGCCGGAUCUUGGACUUCGUCGACGGCUUCAAGUGGGGCUUCGGGGAUAAGCUGGUGCACUCCAGGACCCGCAACGCAGGGCUGCAGGCUCAGUGGCUGGAGGCGUGGUGGCCGAGCUCCGACGACGAGUUCGCCUUUGUAGUCGAGGAUGAUCUCGAGGUUUCGCCCGUUUACUACAAGUUUGUGAGGGCUGUGAUUUUGAACUAUUACUACAAUGCCUCCAACUUCAGCCCUUCAAUCUACGGGGUGACGCUGCAACGAGCAAGGUUCGUCCCAGGCAAACAUGGUAACAAGAUAAAACUGGAUGAUGGGACACGGGUUUUCUUAUAUCAGUUGGUUGGGACCUGGGGUCAGAUCCUCUUCCCAAGGCCAUGGAAAGAGUUCAGGAGGUGGUAUGAUGAACAUAAGGCCAAGGGCAUCAAACCGCUUAUUGAUGGGAUGGUCACAACCGGGUGGUAUAAAAGGCUGGGAGAGAAAAUAUGGACUCCUUGGUUUAUAAAAUUCAUUCACUCUCGUGGCUAUUUUAACAUCUAUACCAACUUUAUACAUGAGAGAGCACUCAGCGUUUCACACAGGGAUGCUGGUGUUAACUACGCGAAAACAGCUGGGCCUGAUUCCCAGCUGUUGGAUGACAAGUCUAUUGAUUUCAACAACUUGGGUCUUCAGCCUUUGGGCAACCUGAAGUGGUAUGAUUUUUGCUUCCAAGAGGUAUUUACCGGAAGAGUUAUAAGGAGCUCCCAUGACCUUGCAUCCCUCCUUCCUUCUGUACAAAGAAACCAGACCAUCAUACUCACGAACCUUUUCCAAAUUUCAGAAUCUGUCACGAGGAACUUGCUCUGUCACUUUGCAAAGCUAAAUAUAAGGAAUUAUAUUCUCAUGGGCCCUCAGUCGGACUUCUUGGUUGAUCUGGCAAGAAGGGGACAUCCCAUGAUUGAUGUAGACAAGUUCCUCGGCAAUGUUGGUGUUCGAAAUCUGAUUGUAUCUAGGGACUCUGGGGAAGAACUUAUCAAGGAUAUUCUGGUGAAGGCAUAUGUCUUGAAGAAAUGCAUGGAGCUUAAGUACAACAUUUUGAUGGUCGAUGGGAAUAUGGUCUUUGACAAUGUCAAUCUGCUUUUUCAAUCGGCUGAUCUUUCCUCCGACUUGACUUAUGGGAAGAACUUGGGAUAUUUAUUUCUCCGGUUUUCAUCUUCUGCCCAGAAGCAUUGGGCUGAUGUUUUCAUCCAAGAAGCUCAAGCAGCGGUAAGCUCCCUGAGAAAGAAGAUUCCUUUACAUGGUGAGAACGGAAGAGUGCUGGAUAUGGUGGUGGAGGCACUAGAAAGGAAACGAGCAAGGAUCAGGAGGGUCGAAGAUGGAAGUUUUGCAGUUAACAUUGCUAACAGUAAUAUGGAGUUGUCCUCCAUCACAGUUCGGAAUAAGGUCCUCUACUGGCCCAAUGAUGCAAGCUCGGAGUUAAUUGAGAGACAGCUUGCUGGAGCCGGAAUGUGGUCUUUAGACAGUGAUUCUUCCUGCAGUGCAGUUGUAUGUCAUCAAUCAUAGCAUCUGUUGGGAUACAAUUUUCGUGGAGGAAAUUUUGUUUUUUUUGUUGUAAUUCAUAUUUCUCCACGAAAGUUCGCAGUUCAAAAAAAUGGGAAAUAUGUUCACUUAUAUUAUGAGCCUGUGUUAAAAUGGCCCCGAAUUCCCAGCUCGAAAAUAUUGAGUUUUGAUGUACCAGGCUUUCUCUGCUUGGAUCUUUACAUCGUUGCAACAGACUGUUGAGUCGGAUUACCGGCGUUUUGAGUCUUAAA